AUGCUUACAGGCACCAGCGCUCUGGCUCAGGGCAAUCUGCCCCUGAAAGAGAUGCCCGGUCACGCCGACAGGGACUACUGGGUGCCGGGUGAAGUCAAUGCCGAAGGAAAACUUGAAGCCCUGCAGGCUGUUGUGGGUGGGGAAGGCGUGGCGUUCUCCGGAACCCAGGACAAGCCGGUUGAGAUCGCCCUGAUCUAUCCGUCCGCCGAUACAUCGGACUUCUGGGCCCGCAACUAUCUUGCGAUGACAAAACGCCUCGACGAACUCGGUAUCAAGUACAAUACCACCGAGUUUGCCAGCCGUCAGAUCGAGCACUCGCUGCAAUCAACCUACGCCAACCAGGUGCUGCAGGAUGGUGACAUCUACGACUAUGUGAUCUUCGGACCUUCGGAGCUUGCCAUCCAGGCGGACAAUAUCGACAAGCUGGCAGGCAAUGAUGACUUCACGACCUAUGUCUGGGCCUUUCAUACGCCGCUCAAGGAUCUGAAGAACCAGCCUGAUGUCUGGUUCGACUUCUCGUCGGCUGCCGGUGCGCUUGUGAUGUGCGACUACAUGCUGGAGCGUCUUGGAAAUGGCAUCACGAUGGCGAUGAACCGCGGUAUCCCGGGCAUUACCGACAACCAGCGUUCGGGUGACUUCAAGGACUGCGUCAUGGAAAAGGGCGACUGGAAAGUCGCCUAUGAGCACUAUGGCGAAUACCAGCGUGAAGGUGGCUAUGAGGGUACCAGCCUGAUCCUGCAGGCUUAUCCGGAAGCAACGAUCAUCCACAAUGCCAACACGGCCAUGGCCAUGGGCAGUGUUGAGGCACAGGUUGCAGUCGGAAAGGAAAAGGAAGUCUUUUCGACUGGCUGGGGCGGUACCGGACUGGAGCUGGACGCCAUUCGCCGCGGCGAACUGGACGCAACGCCAAUGCGCAUGGGUGAUGACGUUGGUGCUGCCACCGCAGAGGCCAUCAAGGCGGAUCUGGAAAACAGGGCUGAUGAAUUGCCUCUCGUCUUCCUGGGUCGUAUCACAGUCGCUCAUGACCAGAUGAGCGCGGAAGAACUUGAUGCACUUCAGACCGAAGCCUUCCGUUUCUCGGGUGUUGGUGCGCUCGAAAGAUAG
This is a messenger RNA of Effrenium voratum, 1104 nucleotides long. The record is from the annotation of a GenBank genome assembly. NCBI's taxonomy places the organism in Eukaryota, Dinophyceae, Suessiales, Symbiodiniaceae.